Messenger RNA from Penicillium brevicompactum, 1320 nucleotides. Its product is annotated as type III PLP-dependent enzyme. The record is from RefSeq and is a predicted model, not a curated record. The coding region runs from base 1 to 1320 and encodes 439 amino acids. Gene Ontology annotation, cellular component: cytoplasm. The transcript has 4 exons. NCBI's taxonomy places the organism in Eukaryota, Fungi, Ascomycota, Eurotiomycetes, Eurotiales, Aspergillaceae. Gene Ontology annotation, molecular function: ornithine decarboxylase activity.
AUGGCUUUAAUCCCCAUUCCCCGCCAGGCUUUCAAUAUCGACAAGGCUAUUCCCGUUCACGGAUACAGGAAAGCUGCACCGGGUGAUCUAAUCGAUCUCGCUAUUGAGAGUCGGAUCGCGCGGAUCAUCAAACGAUUCGCCAUCGGCGGCGAUGAUCCAUUUUUCGUCGCUGAUCUGGGCCAGAUCGUUCGACAGCAUCGUCGUUGGAUCCAGAACAUGCCCGGCAUACGUCCUUUCUAUGCGGUCAAAUGUAAUUGCGAUCCCACGUUCCUCAAGGUCCUUGCGGAUCUGGGUACUGGAUUUGACUGUGCGUCUAUUGAGGAGAUGCGCGCGGUGCUCAAUCUCGGUGUCGAUCCGGGUCGGAUCUUGUUCGCGAAUCCAUGCAAGGCCCCCGCGGCCGUGGCCUUUGCGAGAGAGGUUGGAGUCCUUCGAACGACGUUCGAUAAUAUCGAUGAACUAGAUACUAUCAAGGCGCAUAUGCCGGAUGCUCAACUAUUACUCCGCAUAUAUGCAAAUGAUGAAGAAGCUUUCAUCUGCCUGGGAGAGAAGUUCGGCGCACACCUGGACACAACUGAGGAGCUGCUUGCACGGGCGUGGGAGCUCGGCUUGAAUGUUGUUGGUGUUAGUUUCCAUGUUGGUACUGGUGCGACUAACCCGGCCUCAUUUUGCAACGCUAUUAAAGAUGCACGCUUGGUGUUUCAACAGGCUGAACGUCUAGGGUUCCACCCCAAGAUUCUUGAUAUCGGUGGCGGCUUCCAAGAUAACUGCUUUGAGUCCAUGGCACCAAUAAUCCGAGAUGCCAUCCGAGCCGAAUUCCCAGCUGGCACAACAGUAGUCGCAGAGCCGGGCCGGUUCUACGCUCGAAGUGUGUAUACUCUUGUCUGCCGAGUGAUCUCAAGGCGGCGCCAGCUUGGGAGCGCUGCGGCAUCGGGCAUUCCAGACAUGUUGUACCAGAACGAUGGCAUUUAUGGUAAUUUCAUGAACGUCAUUAUGGAGAAGGAAAUUAUGAAACCUCACCUGCUAAAAGCGAAGAAGAGCAAGGCCGCCAAUUUGGGGAAUCCUAGAACAAGCGAAAUAAGCGAAAAGGGGAAUGAGAUGACCAAAUCGACAGAGCACCGUUACUCGAUCUGGGGCCCUACAUGUGACAGCACAGACUGUGUGGCACGUGAAGUCUCUUUGGAAAACGAGGUCAAAGUCGGAGAUUGGUUCAAGUAUAAAGACAUGGGAGCUUACACGAGUACCACUGCCACCCAAUUCAACGGCUUCAGCAGUGAAUGUGAUAUAAUAUACGUGAAUAGUGAAGCAUUGCCGGACGUUUAA